Messenger RNA from Ceraceosorus bombacis, 590 nucleotides. Lineage: Eukaryota; Fungi; Basidiomycota; Exobasidiomycetes; Ceraceosorales; Ceraceosoraceae. The record is from the annotation of a GenBank genome assembly.
UUUUGGCUGCGAUGCGAAGAGGACAACGACUCUCAAGGGCCAUCGGUCAGAGAAUAAUGUCGAGAACGAGCGUGCGUAUGUGCAAUCAGGCCGGUCUGGUGCAUCGUGAAUGAUCACAGAUCCGAGUCGAAAGGAUGUGUGCAUGGCAACCUCUGCCCGCGCGAUUCCGCCCACAAGAACGUCGAGAGGGAGCUCGCACGACCACACAGACUCCCACGUCCUUGACACAAAUGUCAGGAUCUCUUCGGCGGCGACAUGGUCUGUUGCUGAUGCGCUGACGCUGAUCAAUUUCGAACGCGUAUUGGCUCUUCCUCAACGUCGAGCAAGGUCAAUCUGAGUGGUGAAUGGGUGAGAAGCAAGCCAUGCAGGCUGCUCACUGUAUGCGCUGCUGCUGCUGGGGAGUCGUGGUGGUGUCGGAGUUCUAGGCUCUGGUGCAGGGCGAAAGUGUCACCGCUGUGCGAUCGAUGGGCUCAUGCACCCGCUGGUGCCAGCAUGCAUGACAAGCGCAACUCGCAUAGAUCUGCUGUCAGCCACACAAAAGGAGCUCAGCUACAGUGUGAGUACUGUAUAUGGCUGUAAAGCAGGUGACG